GUCGUGCUAACAGGCGACGAUGAUGAAACCGUAGAUUCAUCUUGUGCUCUGACAGUGAAACUCCCAACAUUAACAAUUACGAAAGGCUUGGAAGACCAAGAAGCUAAAGUUGGCGAUAAGGUUGUGCUCGGAGUGGAAGUCAGCGCGCCACCAAAAUCUGUGAAAUGGUAG
Gongylonema pulchrum is the source of this 171-nucleotide messenger RNA. The record is from the annotation of a GenBank genome assembly. Lineage: Eukaryota; Metazoa; Nematoda; Chromadorea; Rhabditida; Gongylonematidae.